This is a messenger RNA of Hemicordylus capensis (graceful crag lizard), 1962 nucleotides long. RefSeq names its product asparaginyl-tRNA synthetase 1 (gene NARS1). Gene Ontology annotation, biological process: asparaginyl-tRNA aminoacylation. The record is from RefSeq and is a predicted model, not a curated record. Lineage: Eukaryota; Metazoa; Chordata; Lepidosauria; Squamata; Cordylidae. Gene Ontology annotation, molecular function: ATP binding; nucleic acid binding; asparagine-tRNA ligase activity. Gene Ontology annotation, cellular component: cytoplasm. Bases 165 to 1844 code for a protein of 559 amino acids. The transcript is spliced from 15 exons.
CCGGCGGCGGAGCGCGGCUGUGCGGCAGCGAGCCUCGCUUUGCGGCUGGGCUGGGGGCGUGAGCCUGAUGCAAUUUGGCUGUCGGGAAGCGUAAUCCCUGCAGGGCGAGCGAAAGAGAAAGCGGAGGAGCUCGUGUCUUGUCGUGGCCCUUUGCGAGCGGAGCGAUGUCUGCCGUGCUGAUCGAGGAGGCGGGCAGGCUGGCCCUGGGCGAAGUCUACGUCUCUGAUCGAGAGGGAUGUGACGCUACAGGGGAUGGAACACCGGAGAAACCUUUCAAAACGGCUUUGCAGGCUUUGCUGUCUGUUGGAAAGGAGCCAUUUCCUACUAUCUAUGUGGACUCGCAGAAAGAAAACCAGAGAUGGGAUACCAUUUCCAAAACUCAGCUUAAAAAUGUCAAGAAACUGUGGCAGAAAGAACAAAUGAAAAGUGAAGCUCGGGAAAAGAAAGAGGCAGAAGACCAAUUGCGUCGUGAAAAGAACUUGGAGGAAGCAAAGAAGAUUGUCAUUAAGAAUGAUUCUAGCCUCCCCGAGCCUAAAUGUGUGAAGAUUCGUGCCCUGGAGGCCCACAGAGGGGAGAGAGUAAAGGUUUUUGGCUGGGUCCACAGGUUACGUAGACAAGGUAAAAAUUUGAUGUUUAUCGUCUUAAGAGAUGGCACGGGCUUUCUUCAGUGUGUCUUGUCAGAUGAACUGUGUCAAUGUUACAAUGGGGUGAUCCUCUCAACAGAGAGCACUGUUGCAGUCUACGGAACACUCAACCUUGUUCCUGACGGCAAGCAGGCUCCCGGAGGCCAUGAGUUGUGUUGUGACUACUGGGAACUCAUUGGCUUGGCUCCUGCCGGUGGGACUGACAACGUGCUCAACGAAGAGUCAGAUGUGGACGUACAGCUGAACAACAGACACAUGAUGAUUCGAGGGGAGACGCUGACCAGAAUCUUCAAGGUCCGCUCUACAGUCAUCCAGUGCUUCAGGGAUCACUUCUUUGAUCGAGGGUAUUAUGAAGUCACCCCACCAACACUGGUUCAAACACAGGUUGAAGGUGGCUCGACUCUAUUCAAACUGGACUAUUUUGGCGAGGAAGCAUUUUUGACACAGUCGUCCCAGCUGUACUUGGAGACCUGCAUCCCAGCCUUGGGAGACACUUUCUGCAUUGCCCAGUCGUACCGAGCUGAGCAGUCUCGGACACGCAGGCAUCUGGCUGAAUACACACACAUUGAAGCUGAAUGUCCUUUCAUGAGCUUUGAAGACUUGCUGAACCGCUUGGAGGAUCUUGUCUGCGAUGUGGUGGACAGAGUCUUGAAAUCGCCUGUGUCAACCUUGUUGUAUGAGCUCAACCCGAACUUUGAGCCUCCUAAGCGGCCCUUCAGGAGAAUGAACUACACGGAUGCCAUCGUAUGGCUCAAGGACCACAAUGUGAAGAAGGAAGAUGGCACCUAUUAUGAAUUUGGAGAGGAUAUUCCAGAGGCUCCAGAGAGACUGAUGACAGAUGCCAUUAAUGAGCCCAUCUUGCUGUGUCGGUUUCCUGCUGAGAUAAAGUCCUUCUAUAUGCAGCGCUGCCCUGAGGAUUCCCGUCUUACUGAAUCGGUCGAUGUGUUGAUGCCCAAUGUUGGCGAAAUCGUUGGAGGCUCAAUGCGUAUUUGGGACAGUGAGGAACUGCUGGAGGGUUACAAGAGGGAAGGCAUCGAUCCCACCCCUUAUUAUUGGUAUACAGACCAGCGUAAAUAUGGCACUUGCCCUCAUGGUGGCUACGGCUUGGGCCUGGAAAGGUUCCUGACCUGGGUGCUGAACAGGCAUCAUAUCCGUGACGUGUGUCUCUACCCGCGCUUUGUCCAGCGCUGCAAACCCUAAUCAAGAUCGCCUGGACAAACCCCAGUUGGCGUUCAGCAAAGAACCCCACCCUUAGCAGCGAAGAGCACAUCUCAUCGCCCAACAGUCUGCCUGCAAAUAAAAACAAAUGAUCAACGUU